Messenger RNA from Alligator mississippiensis (American alligator), 2998 nucleotides. RefSeq names its product ATPase H+ transporting V0 subunit a4 (gene ATP6V0A4). The transcript is spliced from 21 exons. Gene Ontology annotation, molecular function: ATPase binding; proton-transporting ATPase activity, rotational mechanism. The record is from RefSeq and is a predicted model, not a curated record. The coding region runs from base 193 to 2718 and encodes 841 amino acids. NCBI's taxonomy places the organism in Eukaryota, Metazoa, Chordata, Crocodylia, Alligatoridae. Gene Ontology annotation, cellular component: plasma membrane; vacuolar proton-transporting V-type ATPase, V0 domain; vacuolar proton-transporting V-type ATPase complex. Gene Ontology annotation, biological process: proton transmembrane transport; vacuolar acidification.
GGUCUCUCUUCUCUGGUCUAGACCAGUUCAGCACUGAAAAGAAAAAAAAAAAACUUCUAAUGCCACUUAUAAGGAAAGAACAGUUAAGUUCAGUCUGUCAUUUGCUUCUCAGUUGAGCAGUUGAGGUAGAAGUAGUUCCAGAGUUCUUCAGACUACAUAAAAAGCAGGUGAAGAAGAACCAGCACGAGCAAGAUGGCCUUUCGGAGCGAGGAGAUGUGCUUGACUCAGCUAUUUCUCCAGGUGGAGGCUGCGUAUUGCUGUGUGGCAGAACUUGGAGAGCUGGGGCUGGUUCAGUUCAGAGAUCUGAACAUGAACGUGAACAGUUUCCAGAGAAAGUUUGUGAAUGAAGUGAGAAGAUGUGAAUCCCUGGAGAGGAUCCUACGCUUUCUGGAAAAUGAGAUGGAAAACGAGACUGUGAUUAUCAAAUCAGAAAAGUAUCCAGAGACCCCCUUGCCUCGAGAAAUGAUUGAUCUGGAGACAGUUCUGGAGAAACUGGAGGCCGAGCUGCAGGAAGCUAAUCAGAAUCAGCAGACGUUGAAGCAGAACUUCCUGGAGCUCACUGAACUAAAACAUCUGCUGAAGAAAACGCAGGACUUCUUUGAGACAGAAACCAGUCUGCCAGAUGAUUUCUUCAGUGAAGACACAUCUGGUUUAUUGGAAUUAAGGAGUACUCCAGCAGCAGCUGCUGCAAAACUGGGAUUCACGGCAGGGGUGAUAAAAAGGGAAAGGAUGGUCCCCUUUGAGCGUUUACUGUGGCGAGCUUGCAGGGGAAACGUCUACCUGAGGUACACGGAAAUGGACACUCCUCUGGAGGACCCAGUUACGAGAGAAGAGGUGAAAAAGAAUGUGUUCAUUAUCUUCUAUCAAGGAGAGCAGCUCCGACAAAAAAUCAAGAAGAUUUGUGAGGGGUUUCGUGCCACCAUGUACCCCUGUCCAGAAUCUGCUACUGAGCGUCGAGAAAUGGUUGAUGGUGUGAACACAAGGAUUGAAGAUUUAAACACAGUGAUAACCCAAACUGAAUCACAUCGCCAGCGACUUCUGCAUGAGGCAGCUGUGAACCUGUGGACUUGGGGAAUCAAGGUGAAGAAAAUCAAGGCCAUCUACCACAUCCUGAACUUAUGUAACAUUGAUGUCACCCAGCAGUGUGUCAUCGCCGAGAUAUGGUUCCCCGUGGUAGACACGGGUAGGAUAAAAAGGGCCCUCAAGCAAGGAAUGGAACGUAGUGGCUCUACCAUUGCCCCUAUCCUGACUGCUGUGCAGACCAAGAUGUCUCCACCCACCUUCAACAGAACCAACAAGUUCACUGCAGGUUUUCAAAACAUUGUCGAUGCCUACGGCGUGGGGAAUUACAGGGAAAUGAAUCCAGCUCCAUACACGAUAAUUACCUUCCCCUUCCUGUUUGCUGUGAUGUUUGGAGAUUGUGGCCAUGGUGCUGUCAUGCUGGGCUUUGCUCUCUGGAUGGUCACUAAUGAGAAGGCUCUCUUGGCCCAGAAAAGCACUAAUGAGAUCUGGAACACCUUCUUCAGUGGGCGCUACCUGAUCCUGCUCAUGGGCAUAUUUUCCAUCUACACUGGCUUUAUCUACAAUGACUGCUUCUCCAAGUCUUUAAACAUCUUUGGCUCUUCCUGGCAUAUCCGCCCCAUGUUUAGUAACAGCACGUGGAAUAAGCAUGUUCUUGAAGAAAAUGAGGCAUUGCAGCUGGAUCCUGCAGUCCCAGGAGUCUACUCUGGAAAUCCAUAUCCUUUUGGAAUAGAUCCAAUCUGGAACAUUGCUAAAAACAAGCUGACUUUCUUAAACUCUUACAAAAUGAAGAUGUCUGUUGUCAUGGGGAUUACGCAGAUGGUCUUCGGGGUGAUACUCAGCCUUUUCAACCACAUCUACUUCAGGAGAACAAUAAACAUUGUCCUGCAGUUCAUUCCAGAGAUUAUAUUUAUCCUCUGUCUCUUCGGCUACCUGCUCUUCAUGAUUAUAUUUAAAUGGUGCUACUACAAUGUCCAUGUAUCCCAGUAUGCACCAAGCAUUCUCAUCCACUUCAUCAAUAUGUUCCUGUUCAAUUACAAUGAUCCUACAAACAGCCCCUUAUAUACACAUCAGAAGGAAGUCCAGAGCUUUCUGGUCAUAUUUGCCUUGAUUGCUAUUCCAUGGAUGCUUCUGAUUAAACCUUUUAUUCUCCGAGCCAAUCACCUGAAAGCUCAGCGUAUGCUCCAGUUACCACCAAUCUCAGAAGGCCCUGCUGGUGACACUGAAGUGGAGAUCACUGAACCCAACAACUCCAAGAAAGCUGGUCGUGAAAACCAUAGUAGUGGCCACGGGGGACAUGAUGAUCAUGAGGAAGAGUUCAAUUUUGGAGACAUAUUUGUACACCAAGCAAUCCACACCAUUGAAUACUGCCUGGGCUGCAUCUCCAAUACGGCAUCCUACCUCCGGCUCUGGGCACUAAGCUUGGCUCAUGCACAAUUAUCUGAAGUCCUCUGGACCAUGGUGAUGAGUGUGGGACUCAGCAGUAGUGGCUGGGGAGGACUUAUUGUGGUCUUUGUCAUCUUUGCUGUCUUUGCAGUUCUGACAAUAGCCAUUCUGCUUGUCAUGGAGGGUCUCUCUGCAUUCCUCCAUGCACUGCGUCUUCACUGGGUGGAGUUCCAGAACAAGUUUUACAUGGGGGCAGGCUAUAAGUUUUCUCCUUUCUCCUUCUAUGAUAUCAUAAAUGGAACAGAAGAAUAAAGGCAGAAUAAAGAACUGAAGAAUAAAGGCAACUCAGCACACACAGAUCUUUAGUUCCCCAGAUCUUUCAUUUUACUUUCUUCUUAAUGUUAUUACCAUGUUGAAUGCUGAAUUCUCUUGAAUGUGAAUUUCAUAGUGCACCUAGUUAAUUGGAAUGGUUAUCCAAGUCAAUGCCAAGUAUCUAACUCUACAAAUUUUUUGGAGUCACCUCUCUCCUGUUUGCUUAAAAAUAGAGGAAUUGUAUUGUUUUAAAAUGAAUAAAUUAUUCAUAAUGAGCUCA